Molecule: messenger RNA, 5805 nt
Organism: Lineus longissimus
Lineage: Eukaryota; Metazoa; Nemertea; Pilidiophora; Heteronemertea; Lineidae
Product: cholesterol transporter ABCA5-like
Exons: 30
Coding region: 158-5305 (1715 amino acids)
Biological process (GO): transmembrane transport; lipid transport
Cellular component (GO): intracellular membrane-bounded organelle; membrane
Molecular function (GO): lipid carrier activity; ATP hydrolysis activity; ATP binding
Source: RefSeq, a predicted model, not a curated record
GAACUGACAAAGCGUUCAGUGAGAUUAAUUUUGUUCCCGAUAUUAACCGUAAAUACGGCCUUACGCAAGCACGGAUGGACGUAAUCGUGGGUUGAGAGCAUUGAGUGUAUAUAAGUUAGACAGGACCUUCUAGCAAGAUACCAUCACCACAGUAGUCAUGACCAGGGCUGGAUUUUUCCAGCAGCUCUCUGCUCUUUUGAAGAGAAACCUGCUGUUAAAACGAAGGAAUAAAAACCAAACUUUCCAGGAAAUUUUCUACCCCAUCUUCUUCGUCCUUAUCCUUGGGUUGAUUCGUUUGCUGCUUGCGCCGGAACAAAUGCCAGGAAUUCCAGACAUUCCCGCCGAAAACCUCAACCAGUCGUCAUUUGAACCAUUCCAAGGGAAAACUCUCCUCGUGUACCCGGAUACUCAAGAUACGAGAACUAUUAUCGAAGAUCUAAUCAAAAGUAUUCCCAUGGAUUAUAUUAUGUUUGAUAAUCAGACAGAAAUGGUGGAGACGUAUCGAAUGAAUCAUACUGUCAUCGCGGGAGGAAUCGAGUUCGAUUCCAUAGAUAAUUCUUCGGCAUCUGUCAGUUAUUCCAUCAGGGAGCCGUAUGAGACAUUGGCGAACUCUGAAAGCAUUUAUGUAGAUAAUGGCGAGUGUCGUGGCAAUGAUGAGAGGAAAGGCAGUGCCUUCAAACCUGGCUGCCCUGCCAAGACCUAUCUCUACUCUGGCUUUGCUGUCCUGCAAGCUGUACUCGAUGCUGCUAUCAUCAAGUUCAAGAGCGGCGCAAACUUCACCCAGCCAGAUCUCCAGGUCCAGAUGUUUCCAAAGCUCCCUUUCACACCGAGUAUCAUCCUCAUACAGACUCUGAGCGCCAUCUACUUCGUAGUGGCCUACUCACCGUUCGUCAAUUUCCUCGUCGUGAACCUUGUGGCAGAAAAAGAGUCGAAGAUACGCGAGAUGAUGAAGAUUGUUGGUCUCCGAGAUUCUGUCUAUUGGUCAUCGUGGAGUUUAGUCUACCUGGUGAUCAUGAUGGUCGUGACGGGCGUCUGUGUCCUCCUCGCCCACUUCCUACAGUUAUUCACAAACAGUAACCUCUUCCUCUUGUACCUGAUUCUCCUCUUCUAUGGACUCACCAUCAUCAACCUGGGCUUUGUCUUGUCACCAUUCUUCAAGAAGGCUACGACUGCUGGAGCGGUGGCAAGUUUGGCGACAGCUGUUUUCAGCUUGUUAUACUUACCGAUAAGUUUAACCAGGUCAGUCGGAGCGGAUGGUCUCCCCACCUCAACCAUCCCAGAAGCAGGACAGUGGGCUCUGUGCCUCCUGUCACCGACAGCGUUGGCCCUCUGUAUUGAUCAGGCCAUCUUCCUCGACAUCGCCAACAAGGGCAUGACAUUUGACACACUGACCUUAGGGCAGUUUCCGCUGUACGCCCCUCUAACCAUGCUCUUCGUAGACUUCCUUCUCUACGGCCUCCUGGCUGUCUACUUCGAUAAAGUUGUUCCUGGUGAAUAUGGCCCUCGACAACCGCCCUGGUUCUUCUUAAUGCCAUCCUACUGGUGCCCGAGGAAACACAGCAUCAGCCCAGAAGAUUCUUCUUCUGCUUUCGGAAGUUCAGGAAACUUGGUUAAACGGGAGGAGAAUUCCAUAGCACCACCAGGGGACCGGCGCAAUAUAGUUGAAGAAGUUCCACCCGAAUUAGUCGGCAAAGAAACGUUGCGGUUGUUUGGUAUCACGAAAAGUUUCCUGAAGGGAGAGGAAACAGUGACAGCUGUCAAAGAUAUGAGUCUUGACAUCUACAAUGGUCAAAUUACUUGUCUCCUUGGUCACAAUGGUGCGGGGAAGACCACCCUGAUCAACAUGCUGACAGGCUUAAUCGACCCCUCAGGCGGGACAGCGACAAUCGCAGGCUACGAUGUCUGCAAUCCGAACGACAUGGAUGAGAUUCGCAGCAUGACCGGUGUAUGUCCUCAGGCAAACUGCCUCUUUGAUGACCUCACUCCGAGGGAGCAUCUGACUGUGUAUGCUAAGAUCAAGGGGCUGGCCGGGAGCUCUGUGGAGUCUGAGGUUGAGAAAUCGUUGAGAGAUGUGGAUAUGUUGGACAAGGGCGAUUCUCUGGCAAAGACCCUGAGUGGUGGGCAGAAAAGGAAGCUCUCCGUGGCUAUUGCUCUCAUAGGAAAUCCAAGGGUUGUAUUCCUUGAUGAACCCUCGGCUGGCAUGGACCCAUACUCUCGUAGACAGCUCUGGACGUUACUGAAGGCUAAACGUCCAGGCAGAGUGAUCCUAUUGACGACACAUUUCAUGGAUGAAGCAGAUAUCUUGGCUGACCGCAAAGCAUUCAUCAAGAGUGGACGUCUGCAGUGCUGCGGUUCCUCUCUCUUCCUCAAGAACAAAUUUGGUAUUGGCUACCAUCUAGGAAUGGUGAUCGACCCAAAUGCAGAAGUGUCCAUGAUCACAUCUGUGGUGAAGGGGUGUGUGCCAAAUGCUCAAGAAACCAGGAAGCACGGACAGGAGGUUUCCUAUACCCUGCCGAUAGAGGACGUGUCUCUCUUCCCUGAGCUUUUCGCAAAAUUAGAGACAGACAGUGACACAGGAGAGAAGACAUCUCAGUCUCUUGGUAUCCACAGUUACGGUGUUUCCAUGACAACGUUGGAAGAGGUUUUCCUCAGACUUGAAGGCGCUGAUGAUGAUAAUGACGAGGAUGAUGUGAUAGCCGCGGGUGACUCAGUUGACAGUGGCUCAUCACUGCAAGAGGAAGGAACAUCGAAGAGAAGUUACUCCGGUCCAAGAGCGUCAUCAGAUCAGGCUGGAUUAUACAUUGAGCUUCCAACAGAACUAGACGAAAUGGAACCACCCCCGUGUUCUGAAAACCUCUCCUGGCGCAGAUUCAAAGCCGUCUGCAAGAUCCGAGCUCUCCAAACCCUGAGGAACAAAAUGGGAAUGAUCUUCCGCGUGUUUUUCCCGGUGGUGUUAAUCUUCAUCGGGGUGAUCGUGAACAAAAACGUUGGAAUCGGCAAACCAGAUUUCGCAAAUCCUAAGCCACGUUUGAUGACUCCUAUAUUUUAUGCCAAGAUGUCUGUUGGACCGGAUUUGGGGUUACCUAACAUGAUUUAUGAAAUCGACACAGUGGUUCCUGGCAAUGUCACCAAGUUCGUGCAAGGUCUUCAGUACCAGGGGCUGUCUCCAGAGAUGGUUAACGCUUCUGCCAACCUCUCCCUGAUAGCUCCUCAUAAUCUUGGGAUCAAGAUUCAUCAUGUUGACCCAGGAACAGGCCCAAGCAACUUCACUGCUGUCUACAACGACACUGCAGUCCACUCUCUCCCAGUCGCCCUAAACAUCAUCACCAACGCCCUCUACCAGAUGGUGAUGUCAAACCCCCUGGCACACAUCAAUGCCACCAGUCUUCCAUGGCCAGUCGUCUCACCGGGAUAUCAGCUGAAUAACGGCGUCUUUUCGUCUGUGAUAAUGAUUGGUGUUGCCUUGUCGACCCUUCCAUCUGGAUUUGCUUCUGAUAUUGUCAAGGACAGACAGGACAAAGCAAGAAGCCAGCUCCGUAUCUCUGGCAUCACAUGGUCCAUGUACUGGGGAACGAUGUUCUUCACCAGUGUCAUGCUCUACUACCUCAGCGCUGUCUUGGCAAUAAUUGUACUGCUCGCAUUCCAGGUUGAAUCGAUCAUGUACGCCGGAGCGGUCGUCUGCGUACUCAUCCUCUUCCUCUUCUACAUUCCUCUCAUGACUCUGAUCUCGUUCAACCUCUCGUUCAUGUUCGCCAAGUCUGAGACAGCAUUGACUGUUGUGCCGAACAUAUUACUGUUUACGUCAUUCUUGCCCUACAUUGCCGUGGCAACCAUAGAAUCGACCAAUGAAAGCACAGGAAAGUUGCUCCACACAAUUUUCUCCAUCGUGGACCCACCAUACGCCGUCUACGGUGGGCUGUACUAUGUUGACAAGGUCUACCGCUUGGCAAGCUUAGUGGAGGACCAACCGGUCAUUCCGUUUGGGGAUUAUUUCAAGUGGGACAAUAACGUUCUUAUCACGUUGAUCAUGCCUCCCAUCCACCUUAUCUGGGUGUUUUUGCUCCUCUUGGUCCUGGACGUCCGCAGUACAGGCGGGAAAAUCAGCGACAUUCUGCCGUUUAAACAGCCAGAUACUCAACAGUUGGACAACAAUGACAUACCUGGGGACGAGGAUUCUGACGUGACCGAGGAGAGGCGGCGAGUGAAGUCGUUGGAUCAGGAUGGAGAAAAUGCUCCAGUUGUUGUUGUCAAAAACCUCAGAAAAGAGUUUGAGAAAUCUGUCAAGGGUAACAAGUGUUUUGGUCGGGACCAAAACAUCCACGUCGCUGUCCGUAAUACUUCAUUUGCCGUCGGCCCUGGGGAGGUAUUCGGGUUGCUGGGGCCUAAUGGAGCAGGAAAGACUACGACACUAAAUAUGAUAAUAGCGGAGGAAGGGGUGACACGUGGAAAUGUGACUGUUGUCGGCAAUGACGUCCACUCGAGCAUGUCCAGUGCUUUCCAGGAUCUUGGCUACUGUCCCCAACACGACCCGAUAUGGCCGGAGAUCACUUUGGCUGAGCAUAUCGAGUGUUAUGCAGCAAUAAGAGGGGUGCAUCCUCAACUUAUCAAAUCUCUAAAAGAACGAUACAUUUCUGCCUUGGAGAUUGAGGAGCACAAAAACAAGAGAGCCAGGCAGCUGUCUGGGGGAACUAAGAGAAAGUUGAGCUAUAUCAUGAGCCUACUCGGUGAUCCAAAAGUUGUCCUCCUGGACGAACCAUCCACCGGAAUGGAUCCAAAAUCGAAGAGAUUUCUAUGGGACACCAUCAACUCGACAUUCCAGGGAAGUCCGCGUGGGGCGAUCCUCACCACUCAUUAUAUGGAGGAGGCAGAUGCUCUGUGUUCACGGGUGUCAAUCAUGGUCAAUGGACAGAUGAAGUGUAUAGGUUCAACUCAACACCUCAAACUCAAGUAUAGCAGUGGCUAUGUCCUAGAAAUAAAACUUGGUGAAAAAGACGCCGUGAGACUGGAGCAGAUGAAGAAGUCACUCACUGAAUUUGUUGUUGGGAAUUUCCCCCACGCGUCGGUGGCGGAGACAUUUGGGGAUCGUGCGACUUAUAAGAUUCCUGACGAUGAUAUGAAGUCUUUGGCGCAGGCGUUCACUGUGCUGGAGGAGCAAGGUAAACAACUUGUAGGUAUCGAAGACUACACCUUGAGUCACUCAACGCUGGAACAGGUCUUUCUGGAGUUUGCAAGACAUCAGCUGGAGGAGGGUCAGUCUUCAGAGGAUGACCCUCAACCUGAUCUUGCAUCUGUGAUAUCAGUUUAAAGACAUCAGGUAGAGGAGGGGCAGUCUUAAGAAGAUAUCACUCAACCCGGUUUUGCAUCUGUGAUAUCAGUUUAAAGACACCAGAUGAAUGUAAUAACCUGUUAUUUUCAUCUCUGCAAUCACUUUGAAGACAUCAGUUGGGGGAGGGCCAGUCAUCUGGUGAUAUCCCUGAGCGUGGUUGUUUUCCACUGACGUCAGUUUGAAACUUACGUCACCGCUGAUGUAAAUUUUAUACCAGUAAGGUAAUAAUGUGGUAAUUCUUGCUGUUUAACAUAGUAAAAAACUACUGUUAUAUAUUUUCGGGAAUAGACAAUAUUACAUGGACCAUCCAUAAAGUAUGCAUGUAGACAUAAAAAUCCAAAUUUUUUAGAUCUCUUUUGUACCAAAGUGGCCACCAAGUACAUGUUUUUUUAGUGUUUGUCGAAUGAAACAUGCAGUUGCACUAAUGUAUGCAGAUUGCUAUUUAAAAUGUGCAAUAAAUAUUUCAUUAUUUAAGUAAA